GUAAGCACAAAACCUAAUCAAUCAAAUUAGUUUUGUGUACCACUACCAUAUGUAGCCAAUGAUUUUUCUUCGUUCCGUGUUACUAUUGCAUCACAAUCACAUUAAAUAAAGGUGCAUCACAUGUAAACGAAUAAUAUAUUUUCGUGCAUCACAUUGAAACAUUGUUUAUUUCAAUUUGAAUUUGAAUAAUAAUCCCAAAUUCUACGUAUUCAAAUCAAAUAUUUUUACCUACAACAACAAAAAGUUGUUUUUGUUGUAUGAACUAUAGAGCUAGAAGAUAUGGAAAAGGGUUUGUUAGAGAAAGACAUAGAGGGUGGUUCAGAUAGCAUAACAUGGGGUGUAUUUGUUCAAGAAGUGAAAGAUGUUGGUUUUCUAGCAUUGCCUAUGAUUAGUGUUACUUUGUCACAAUAUUUUCUACAAAUUAUUUCAAUGAUGAUGGUUGGUCAUUUGGGUAAGCUUGCUCUCUCUAGCACUGCAAUUGCUAUCUCUCUUUGUGCUGUCUCUGGCUUCAGUCCUCUUUUUGGAAUGUCAUGUGCACUUGAAAGUUUAUGUGGGCAAGCUUAUGGUGCAAAGCAAUAUAAAAAAUUUGGUGUGCAAAUUUACACUGCUAUAAUUUCUCUUAUUAUAGCUGGAGUCCCUCUCUCUUUAUUAUGGCUGAACUUGGGGAAGAUAUUGAGUUUACUUGGCCAAGACCCUUUGAUUUCACAAGAAGCUGGAAAAUUUGCAAUGUGCAUGAUUCCUGCGCUAUUUGCUUAUGCAACACUUCAGGCACUGGUCAGAUACUUUCUAAUGCAAAGUUUGAUACUUCCUCUUGUAAUAAGUUCCUCCGUUACACUUUGCUUCCAUGUAGCAUUUUCUUGGUUGCUAGUUUUUAAAUCCGGAUUAGGUUGCUUAGGAGCUGCAUUUUCUAUUGGUACUUCAUAUUGGUUGAAUGUAGUUAUACUUGGAUUAUAUAUGAAAUUCUCUGCUGAUUGUGAGAAGACUCGGGUUCCGAUUUCAAUGGAAUCAUUCCUCGGAAUUGGAGAGUUUUUUCGCUAUGCUAUUCCUUCGGCAGGAAUGAUUUGCCUUGAGUGGUGGUCAUUUGAGCUCUUAGUCUUUCUUUCUGGUCUUCUACCAAAUCCACAGCUUGAAACUUCAGUCUUAUCGAUAUGUUUAUCGAUCAUCUCGACAAUCUAUACAAUACCAGAAGCAACUGGCUCAGCAGCAAGUGCUAGAGUUUCAAAUGCAUUAGGAGCUGGAUAUCCACAAGCAGCGCGAUUGUCUGUUUAUGCUGCUAUGACUCUUGCAGUUUCUGAGGCUAUUUUGGUGAGUUCCACCAUUUUCUCCUCUCGACGGGUUUUAGGUUAUCUAUUUAGCAAUGAGCAGGAUGUGGUGGAUUAUGUCACAGAUAUGGUUCCUCUGAUAAGUGUAUCUGUUAUUAUGGAUACAUUACAUGGUACCCUUUCAGGUAUUGCUAGAGGAUGUGGUUGGCAGAAGUUGGGAGCAUAUGUGAACCUUGGAGCCUAUUAUGUUUUUGGAAUUCCAAUUGCUGUUAUAUUGGGUUUCUGGUUUGAGUUGAGAGGAAAAGGCCUGUGGAUUGGGAUAGCUGUUGGUGCCUUUUGUCAAGCACUUUUGCUUUCCCUUAUUACAAGUUUCACAAACUGGGAAAAACAGGCAAUUAAGGCACGAGAAAGAAUAUUUCAAGGAAGUUUUGCAGCAGAAGAUAGAUUAGUUUGAGCAAAUGGAGUAGAUUCAUCAAAGUUGUCAGCUUGAUUAGUUUAGAUUCAUCAAGGAAAUUUUGCAGCAGAAGAUAGAUUUGUAAAGCUUAUAGCUUCAUUUGAUUAGAGUAAAAGAUCAAAUCUCAGAUACUGCAAGGAGGAAAACUUUUUUAGUAAAAAAAAAAUGGGAGGAAAACUUUUCACACCAAGAAAAGAGUUAUCAAAAUGAUGAAGUUUUUCCUCAAUUCAAUAUUUUGUCAAGGCUCACAUUGAGACCUAAGGCAAAUUCCACCCGAGACAUUGUAAAAUUGUCAUUAGUGUCACAGUUAUUAAUAUUUGUUGAAACUAUACUUGCGGUGGUUUGUAUUAUGUGAAAGAUGUUUAUGUGUUAUUGAGAAAUGAAGACACUUUUGGCUA
Molecule: messenger RNA, 2114 nt
Organism: Trifolium pratense (red clover)
Lineage: Eukaryota; Viridiplantae; Streptophyta; Magnoliopsida; Fabales; Fabaceae
Product: protein DETOXIFICATION 14-like
Exons: 7
Coding region: 280-1716 (478 amino acids)
Biological process (GO): xenobiotic detoxification by transmembrane export across the plasma membrane
Cellular component (GO): membrane
Molecular function (GO): xenobiotic transmembrane transporter activity; antiporter activity
Source: RefSeq, a predicted model, not a curated record